Ricinus communis (castor bean) is the source of this 2327-nucleotide messenger RNA. RefSeq names its product calcium homeostasis endoplasmic reticulum protein. The transcript is spliced from 4 exons. The record is from RefSeq and is a predicted model, not a curated record. Gene Ontology annotation, cellular component: perinuclear region of cytoplasm. Gene Ontology annotation, biological process: RNA processing; intracellular calcium ion homeostasis. NCBI's taxonomy places the organism in Eukaryota, Viridiplantae, Streptophyta, Magnoliopsida, Malpighiales, Euphorbiaceae. Gene Ontology annotation, molecular function: RNA binding. The coding region runs from base 161 to 2176 and encodes 671 amino acids.
UAACCCAGCCCGCCUGAGCAGCUCAGGGAGACGGUAUACAUUACAUUACCCUGGCAGACAGUCGGAAGCAUAGAGCGAAGAGCCAAAGGCCAAUUGACUCGCACUCAUCUGCUGCCUGCUGCUCUGCUCUUCAACAACAUUGGAUAACUUUAGAGGUUUGAUGGACCGACAAGCUCAUGACUAUGCAGCUUCUGCUAUGGCAUAUGCCCAGCAGCAGCAGCAGCAACGACAAACUCCUAAUAUGCAACCCCAGCAGCAACAGUUUGGAUUUCACCCUCAACAACAUCAGCAGUUUCCUCCACCUCCAUUUAUGCCUCCCCAUCAUUCCCUGCAACAAUUUCCUUACCCCCACAAUUUGUCUCACCCUCCUCCCCAUCCUCAUCUUUUACACCAACAACAGCAACAACAACAUCCCCCCCCUCCUUUCCCACCACAUUUGCCCCCUCACCUUUACCCUCCUCCUUUGCAUGGCCCUUACGAUGCUCCUCCUCCUCCUCCUCCUUCUGAUCCUGAACUCCAAAAGCGAAUUGACAAACUUGUUGAGUAUGCUACCAAGAAUGGCCCCGAAUUUGAAGUCCUGAUUCGUGAAAAGCAACAGGACAACCCUGCUUAUAGUUUCCUCUUCGGGGGUGAGGGCCAUAACUACUAUCGUUACAAGCUUUGGUUAUCUACACAUCCCUCUGCUGCUGGAUCCUUUACCCCUCCUUUCCCAUCUUCUACCUUGCCCAUGUUGCAUCCUCCCCAAAACCCCAUCAUUGCCUCUGCUGUUCCCCCUUCCCCCUCAAUGCUCCCUGCUCCUCCAAUACACCAAUCUCCUUUUCCUCCUUUUUAUGAUCCACACCAUCACCACUCUCAUCCCUUUGCCCUUCAUGGACGACUAGAUUUUGAUCACUCUUCCAACUCCUUCAAAUGUCUUUCUGCUCCACUUCCCCCUGAUGUUGCCAUGGAGCUUAGCAAUGUGCUUAACAGUCUCAAUGGCACCAAAGAGUCCAUCAAAGGUGCCAAGACUUGGUUCAUGCAGCGAUAUCCAUUUGCACCAGCGCUGGCUGAGGCAUUAAGGGACAGGCUUUUUGCUGUAGAUGAUUCUGAGAGGCAACUGCAUGUUAUUUAUCUUGCUAAUGAUAUUCUUUUUGACAGUUUGCAGAGAAGGGUCAACCCCCAUGAGCUUGAUAAUGAAGCCCUUGCAUUUAAACCAGUUCUGGGGUCCAUGCUUGCGAGAGUCUAUCACAACCCCCAAAAUAAAGAUGAGAAUCAGCCUCGAUUGCAGAAAAUUUUGCAGUUCUGGGCUUCCAAGGAGGUUUAUGAUCAAGAUACUAUUUAUGCACUUGAGAGUGAGAUGGUUGGUGGACCGCCAGCAAAUUCUUUUUCAGGGCCUCCAAAAGAAUUGUCUACUGCUUCAGAUUCCUUGGCUACUGCAGGUUUUGCUCAGCAACCAACAAACCAUACUGCUCCCCAAUGGCAGGCUGAUAGGCAAAGUUUACUAGAUCAGGAGCAUCCUGAUAAACAAAUGCCCCUUGCCAUGCCACCAUCUCUAGGAAACCAGCAGUUUAUGCCAAGCUCAGUUCAUGGAGGUGCUGUUCCAGGGUCAAUGCCAGUAAAUUCUUCUGUUCAACCUGCCAAUCAACCACCUGCACCACAUUCAUUACAAGCUCCUCCUGCUAAUGUUGGCGAAAAAUUGCCUCCAUAUCCUUUGUUCCCACCUGGUCUUAUCCCUGGAAUGGUAAAAAAGAUGCAAAUUGGCAGUGGGGUGCCCUAUUCUCCUUUGAGUCCUUUGGACAUCCCUACAGUUAUACCUCCAUCCAAUGUAUCCCCAUCAGCAGUUUUAGAAAGAGUGUCAAAGUUCUUUAAAGAGAUUGGCGAGGUUAACCCAAUUGAGGGAUCAGUGAACUCUAAUUUGGAAGAUGAGGAUGAUGAGUAUGAGAGAGAUCCUCCCAUUCGUAAAGGAGGGGCUUGCAUCCCUCCGCCCCCAAACUUACAGGUUGACCCAGAGACUGGGACUUAUGCUGAUGGAAGUGUGGAGCGGAAACCAGGAUCCACUAGCUCAGGAAGACUGGGGCUUGGGGCAACAGCUGAUCCUAAUGAGGCUAGUCAAUAUGAUGAUGUGUACACAUCUUAUAGGAAACAGCGAAGCACCACUUACCACUCAUCCAUGAGUGCUAGAGCUGCUACAAGGUAAAAUUUCCCUAUAGUCUCACCAAAUGAGUUGUCAAGUGUACCAGAGUACUUUUUACCCAUCUUUCAUUGAACUUUUGUGCAAUGGAUCAAAGGGUGCUCUAAUCAUUGUAACCAGAUAUUGGGGAGUAAAAAGCUCGAGAUAAUUAGCAUCA